Chara braunii is the source of this 2519-nucleotide messenger RNA. The record is from the annotation of a GenBank genome assembly. Lineage: Eukaryota; Viridiplantae; Streptophyta; Charophyceae; Charales; Characeae.
GCGUCUUGCUCGAUCGUAAGGAGCUCCACGUCUCCUCUCCUCUCCUCUCCUCUCCUCUCCUGUGGAGUCUGGACCUCUGCUACUGCUCCUGCUGCUGCUGUGCGGGUUGCUGUUGGUGCUCACUGUUCAGCAUGCCCGCUACUAGGGCCGCUAGCAUUACUUAGCUUGUUCGAUGAUGACGACAACAUAAAGUAGCUUGAUUGACACCUUUCGUGAUAUCACGCCCCGUUCUCUUCCCCUCCUCGAGUCCUCCGUCAUGCGCCGCUAGCAAGCGAGCGAAUCCCAUAGAUGAGUUUGUUCGAGUACUUACGCUAGCGAGUGGACGAAGAGGCGGAAAGAGAGGGAGAGAGGGGGAGAGGGAGAGAGGGAGAGAGGUAGAAAGACGAAAGAGGAGAGAGGAGAGGAGAGGAGAGGAGAGGAGAGGUGGAGCUCCUGAGGAUUCACGUGUAGGAAUACACGAGGAUCAUGUGGGUGAACCAGCUGAGAGAGGAGUGAAGGAGUGUCCCCCUCGAGGGAGACGAGUGCCACUGCACGACGAAGGAGUUCAUUCCACUGAUUCCAGCCUACCUAUAGUCAGCUGCAGGGGAACUCGUCCAGGUGCAGGACCUGGUCUAGGUGCAGGUGCACGUCCUGGUCUAGGCCUAGGUCUAGCUGCAGGUUCUCUGGGGGAGAAGGAGGUGGUCCGAGGUCAGCAUGGUGGAGAUGGCCAUCUGGUUCACGUCUAGGUGCAGGUCAUGGUGGAGUACUCGCGUGAUGACUCUCAAGCUGCUGCUUUUCGCUGCUGCUAUUCUCUGCCACGUGGAGGUUGCUUGGUCUGCCGAUGAAAUGCCCCCGCGUCCUUUGAAUCCAAGCUAUGAAGGGUGCCCUCGUCGAAUCAACAGAGCCGGACAUCACUGCUUCCCUCUGAGCGAGGACGUCUACGACUCUCCCAUGUGCACCUUCACCGGCGGUAUGAUCAAGACAGGCCGUGCUUUGGGCGUGCGCUAUGUGAACACUGCAGCCGAGUGCUGCAGCGAGUGUGCCGUCACGCCUGAUUGCGUGUACUGGACCUUUCUUGGGAGAGCGUCGAAGAAAUGCCGCCUCUUUCCCGACGGGCAGUGUCUGGGGUUCAUGCGAGACUACGUGGCUGUGUCGGGCGGCCGAUGUAAUCCUGUGUGUGAACACGACCCGCAUUUUGUCGGUGCCAGGGGAACGAGAUUCGACUUUGGGGGCAUUCCCAACGAGAGCUUCUGCCUGGUCGCAGAUCGAGACCUGCAUAUCAACAUGCACCUGAGCGGGUACCACGUCAAAGGGGCGAAUGGGGUGAAGAAGACGAAGACCUGGAUUCGUGGAAUCGGGAUAUUGUACGGCAGCCACGUGGUCGAGAUCUGGGCUCGAGCAGAUCCCGGCGCGGAUAUCCGGGAUGGAUAUAUGGAUAAGAUAAUAGUGGACGGGGAGAGCGUGGACCUUUUCUCGUUGUUGUCAUCAAGCAGCGGCACCGGCAGUGCUCAAGGAGGAAGACUCCGAGAAAGUGGUGGGAAGAAGCCAACUGACGUCCUUAGGCUAGGAGAAGGAGAAGAGGGAGGAGAAGGAGAAGAGGGAGGAGAACGCUCCUAUCCUGAUGGUAUCAUCAUUAGAAAGAAGAAGCCAGCAGUUGUUGGGGGAUUCUUAGCCGAUCGCUAUGAGGUGCAGGUUGGUAGAGUUCUGUUGCUGAGCUUAACUGUUCGUCCUGCAGCACCCAAGUGGCGCAUUCCUGAAGAUUCAGAGAUACAUCUCAGCCUGGACUUCAAACACGUGGCAGUCACAGACGACGUUCACGGUGUACUUGGACAGACAUAUCGACCUGAUCACGCUGAGAGGGAGGCUCAAGCUCGACGCGGCAAGUACAACAUGACACGUGGAUAUCUGGGCUUCAACCAAGUGGAUGACCCCAUAGCCCAAGGCUUCCUAGACGGAGCUGUAGAGGACUACCUCACCUCUAGCCUUCAUGCUGCUGACUGCAAGUUCGCGCGAUUUCGGCCCUCUGCGAAGCCGCGCGCAGGCACCGACGACGGGACCGACUCCGAGCCCAUCAUCGACGCCAGCGCGGGGAGCAGCUUCCACAUCGUCGGACAAAGGCGGCCGCCUGUCGUCUUGCGUGCUACCGACAUCCAUAGAGCUCCUUUGUGAGAUGACUCCUUCUCUAUAGACGAAGAACGUUCCCAAGCUUGGUGGAUGAGUGCGAUCUGCCUUGAAGUUCUUCUUCUUAUAUUCCGCUGGCCGGCUUCCUGUCCAGUGUCCAUGAGUCAGUCCAUGUUCCGGGGAAGACAGCGUGCACGCACGACAACUUGCGUUCGAGUCGAGUCUCUUUGUGCUGCAUGCUGCAGCGUUGACCGUGAGUGUGCCCGUGUGUGCGCGUGCAUACACACGCCCCCGUGUGCUUGUUUAUGUGUGGGUGUCUUUUGGCGCUUUGUUGCCUCGACGCGAAGAAAACUGGCAAAUAUACCGGUGAGUUGUGGGGACCCUUCCGGUCGAACUGUUCACGGUGUAAGCCGGUUUGC